Kwoniella mangroviensis CBS 8507 is the source of this 546-nucleotide messenger RNA. RefSeq lists its product as uncharacterized. The record is from RefSeq and is a predicted model, not a curated record. Lineage: Eukaryota; Fungi; Basidiomycota; Tremellomycetes; Tremellales; Cryptococcaceae. Bases 1 to 546 code for a protein of 181 amino acids. The transcript has 2 exons.
AUGGCGAAGUACAGACAAUCUCAAGUUACCGAAGAACAAUCAUCGACGAAAUCCAAAGGGAUUGACAAAGCGAUAUCUCAUGCUCAUAAGGCUCUGAGAUGGAUUGAAAAUGAUCAGCAAUCAUCCGUAGGUGGAGAGAUUCCCUGGGAGACAAUAGUCGAUGUUCAGGGAACUAUCGCUUGGAGAUCUGUUGAGAAGACCCCCAAUCUACCAUCUUUCGAUCGGUCGGAAGCUGAUAGAUUCAUCGUCACAUGGGAGAGACUUGGGUGGCCUGGAGCGGGUGGCGAACUCGAAAGUGUAAAUGCAGUUGGGGUGUUCAAGUAUCGGGAGCUGGAGAGUUUAUCGAGAAACCCACCUGAAAUGAUGCUAGGGCACAAUCCCGGAAUGUGGAACGAACUAUUGCAACAUGUCAAGAACAAAGUGUGCCAGUCUUCUGACCUCCUUGUACGACAGAAACCAGGGGGAGUUGCCCAUUCCGCUCUGAAAGACAGUACAAAGGCUGGCACGUCGACGGUAGUCAAACGCCGGCAGAAAUCGGUCUCGUAG